Hibiscus syriacus is the source of this 2324-nucleotide messenger RNA. Its product is annotated as zinc finger CCCH domain-containing protein 29-like. NCBI's taxonomy places the organism in Eukaryota, Viridiplantae, Streptophyta, Magnoliopsida, Malvales, Malvaceae. The record is from RefSeq and is a predicted model, not a curated record. The coding region runs from base 185 to 2119 and encodes 644 amino acids. The transcript is spliced from 2 exons. Gene Ontology annotation, molecular function: metal ion binding; protein binding.
GCGAAGGGAAGAGAAGUCCCACUUUCUUCCCUUCUUCCUCCUUAAACCAGCAUUUCCUCAUACAUAAAAAGCCACCUCUACUUGUUUCUUUUUCCUCUCAGAACAAACUUGUUCAAUUCCCAAUUCUCUUAAACACCCUUUGUUUUCUCUAUCGAAGACUGCUUUACAUAGGGGUUUGUUUGUGAUGUGCAGUGGUUCAAUGAGUGAACUUGUUCCUACAAAUUUCAUCAUGGAAGGUGAAUUGCACGAGCUUAAAGCCGAUAAAUGCUCGGUUUUGCUCGAACUAGCCGCCAUCGAUGACCUGGUGGCCUUCAAAAGUGAAGUGGAAGAACAGGGUUUGGAUCUUGCAGAGGCAAGCUUCUGGUAUGGUAGAAGAAUAGGGUCGAGAAAGAUGGGGUUCGAAGAGAGGACACCGCUGGUAAUCGCAUCCAUGUUCGGUAGCGUGGAUGUCUUGAAAUACAUCCUCCGUAGUGGGAAGGCUGAUGUGAAUGGAGCAUGUGGUACUGAUGGAGUUACUGCCCUUCAUUGUGCGGUUGCUGGUGGUUCGAAUUCUUCGGUAGAGAUCGUCAAGCUAUUGCUCGAUGCGUCUGCGGAUGCUAAUUGUGUCGAUGAUAAUCGGAACAAACCGAUCGAUUUGGUCCUGCAGGGUUUAAAAUCUUUGAGUGGUGCCAGGAGAAAGGUGAUUGAGUUGCUGCUGCAAGGUGAUGAUGUUGUUGGUUUUAACCCCGAAGAAGAGUCCGAAAAGGCUGUUGUGCCUAAAGUGGGUUCCGAGAAGAAAGAGUAUCCUAUUGAUGUAUCGUUGCCUGAUAUCAACAAUGGCAUAUAUGGAACUGACGACUUCAGGAUGUAUACCUUUAAGGUGAAGCCUUGCUCGAGGGCAUACUCCCAUGAUUGGACCGAGUGUCCGUUUGUUCAUCCCGGUGAGAACGCUCGGAGGAGGGACCCGAGGAAGUACCCCUACAGCUGUGUGCCCUGCCCGGAGUUUCGUAAGGGGGCAUGCCCUAAGGGUGAUGCUUGUGAAUACGCGCACGGUGUGUUCGAAUCAUGGCUUCAUCCUGCUCAAUACCGGACAAGACUUUGCAAAGAUGAGGUUGGCUGCACACGCAAAGUUUGUUUCUUUGCUCACAAACAUGAGGAAUUACGCCAGGUGUAUGCUUCCACCGGUUCGGCCAUGCCUUCACCGAGGUCUGCUGCGGUUAAUGUAGUGGACAUGGCAACUUUGAGCCCUCUAGCACUCGGUUCAUCAUCCUUGCCAUUGCCUACUGCUUCGACGCAACCCAUGUUUCCUUUGACUGCCUCUUCCUCUUCGAAGAAUGGAGGCUUGUGGCAGAACAAAAUGAACCUCACCCCACCGGCGUUGCAGCUACCGGGUAGCCGCUUGAAGACGGCUUUUAGUUCCCGGGAUUUUGAUUUGGAAAUGGAAAUACUAGGGCUCGAGAACCAGUUGCAGAAGCAAAAGUUGAUAGAUGAGAUAUCUAGCCUCUCCUCCCCAUCUUGCUGGAGCAAGGAAUACGGUAGGCUUGGCGAUUUGAAACCUACUAAUCUCGAUGACACAUUCGGGUCCCUCGAUCCUUCUCUGCUGUCUCCAUUGAAGGGACAUCAAAUUCGCCAAAACCAACUCCGUGCAAGCUAUCCAACCAACCUUCCAUCCUCUCCAGCGAGGAAUCCUUCACCAUUCGGUUUUGACUCAUCUGCAGCAGUGGCAGCAGCAGUAAUGAAUUCCAGGUCUUCUGCUUUCGCUAAACGGAGCCAGAGUUUAAUCGACCGCGGUCGAGCUGGACUCACCGCGCCGGCUAAUUCCGCUACCGUAAUGUCUUCAAACAUAUCCAACUGGAGCUCCUCUGACGGGAAACUGGAUUGGGGAAUGCCAGGAGAUGAGCUGAACAAGCUUAAGAAGUCCGCUUCCUUCGCAUUUCGGAACAACACUCGGGCAGCAACGAUGAUACCAUCCGACAUUGACGAGCCAGACGUGUCAUGGGUUAAUUCUCUCGUGAAAGACGUUACUCCCAUGGGAGGCAGAUCAAUGCAGCAGCAAUACAAUAUCGGUAAAGGCGUUCGAGAAAGGCUUCCACCAUGGGUGGAGCAAAUGUAUAUAGAACAGGAACAGAUGGUAGCGUAAGAAGAAAGACCCUUUCUUCUUCUUCUUCUAUUCGUAACAGUAUUCAAUAGUCAUAGUAGAUAGGUCGAGAAGUAAACAGACAUGGGCAAUAAGGUUCAAGUUCAGUGCUCAUGGUUAGCGUUAGGAAGAAGAUGAAGCAAGGCAACAAAUAAAUUUUAUUUAUUACUUUAUAUUCUUAAUUCUUUAUGUUUUUAUCAAAAAGGGG